CCAUUCGGCUCAUAAAUAGGACGCUGGAGUCAACUUGUUGGUGUCACUUUCUUAGGUUCACAGCGGCAGAAGAGACGUCUGGUAGAAGUGCCUGUUGCCGUCAUGAAGACCCUCAUAUUCAUUGGCUGCCUGCUCUCUGUGGUGUUGGCCCACCCUGGCAACUCGAACAAAACGCCUCCAGAGAGACGCCCGGACAGGGAGCCGUGGAAAACGGAGAAAUUCCCAAACGUCCAUCGGCACGAGCCUGGAUUUGGGAGAACGGAGAAUUCUACCGCUUCAAGCAACAGGACGAUGACCAACAGUUCAUCUCAUGAAAGACUGGAGGGCAGGUGGCCACCUCACAGGAAGCCAUGGGAUGUAAACAAGCCAGGGGAAGGCUGGCACAACAAGCCAGAACACACCAGAAUGAACAAUUCUUCAACUUCAGCCAAUGGGACUGGAAAGUUGACAUCUGAAAAAGGAGGUCCGAAAGGGCCACACUUCGGUCAGAAUCCAGGGGUCUUCAGAGAAUGGGAAGAGAAGAUGUCAGGGCCAAGUGGAAUGAAUACAACAAAGGCAGAAAACGGGACCAGGAAUGAGAGACCAAAGCCGGAGCACCAGAGGCCUGAAGAGCCCAAGAAUGAGAAGAAACAAGAGAAGAAGCCAAUGAAUCCAACAAAGGCAGAACACGGGACCUUGAAUGAGAGACCAAAGCUGGAGAACCAGAAGCCUGAUGAGCCCAAGAAUGAGAAGAAAAAGGAGAAGAAGCCAAUGAGCAAGCCAGGAAAAGGUGGCGCGAAUGAGAAGGAGAAGACGAAUCAAAAGCCGCCAAAUAAACCGCAGUUUGUGAACAAAGGAAAAGGGCCGGCAGUAGCCGGGAACACCAGACAGCCCGGGACUGUCACAGGCUCCUCUGUCGUUUAAGCGGACCCCCAGUGUGUACGUACAUUUUUGUCUUUCAGUUGUGUGUGUCUGCCUGAUGUCUUUUUAUCCUUCUGAUUGCAGCAGCAGUUUCUAGUAUGGUAGUUUAAAUGG
Molecule: messenger RNA, 1014 nt
Organism: Erpetoichthys calabaricus (reedfish)
Lineage: Eukaryota; Metazoa; Chordata; Cladistia; Polypteriformes; Polypteridae
Product: muscle M-line assembly protein unc-89-like
Exons: 9
Coding region: 103-903 (266 amino acids)
Source: RefSeq, a predicted model, not a curated record